This is a messenger RNA of Candidula unifasciata, 2043 nucleotides long. The record is from the annotation of a GenBank genome assembly. NCBI's taxonomy places the organism in Eukaryota, Metazoa, Mollusca, Gastropoda, Stylommatophora, Geomitridae.
AUGGCUGCCAAAUGCGUAAACAUGUUUAAACUAGGUCUGAUAGUUUGUAUCGGGAGCAUUUUGAUCUGCAGCUCAUGGUCUCAAAAUGACACGACCACCAUUGAAUACAAUACUACAGAUAUUGAUAACACCACAACGUCUACGAUGACCACCACUGUACCAACAACCUCCUUACCUACAACUACAACAAUAAAACCGUCGGUCCCCGGAACUACUAUCCCUGCUAACGUUGAUGUGAGCAAGUGCCCGUGUGAUUUGACUGGCAAUGCUUGUGAUGUGGGCUGCUGCUGUGAUCCAGACUGUUCUGAUGCGGAUAGAGCUGUCUUCACUCCUUGUCAGCCUUUCUCUUAUGUCCUCGAUGAUAAACUCUGCUUCGAUAGAAAUGUGUUCUUCCUUGAGAAUGGACCAGCCAGAUCCGGAGAUUCAGGAGACCUCUUCUGCAUUUACUUUGAUAAUGAUGAGAAACGAAACUACUAUAUUAACCCAUCCCUGGUAACUACAGAGGCAGAGUUUUUGAGCUAUGCAGCCAAAUAUAGAAAGUUUUCUUUUCAGUCUGUGGUGCCGUCCACCAGUGUACGAAACUUCAACCCAUUUUACAAGAGGGGUGAUCCCAUCUAUGUGGUGUUUCCGGAUAAUGCAGUCAGCUUGCUAGCUCUGCCUGCAGCCGUUGCAAACUCUCCUCUGUGCACAGACAGCAAUCCAGCUGCCUAUCUGAUCGAUAAGUCUUAUACUUGUGCAAGAACUUUGUCUAAUCUUCCUGAGGAUUGUGUCAACAACACUGGUCUCAGAGCUUCUACCUUUUAUGAGAAUUUCAGAAUUAUCCGAGACACUUUCCUGCUGAAAGAAUUUAACUCAUCUUCUAGAAUCCAGCAUCCAAUCCUAGGCUCGGUGGAUCUAACCGAAGUAACUAGCCUAUAUAACAACAGCUAUACAGUGGCUUUAAGCUUGGACCCAGACAAUCCUCUUCAGUGUAUGAAGAAUGGAGUGACUGGAAACUGUUCCUUCACUGAGCCAAUGCCACCCGUGUACAAUGCCACCACUCAGACAUGUCAGAAUGCACUUUUAGGGGUUCGUUACCGGUUUGUAACAAAUGGUACCUUGGGUAUCGACAGUGCCUUUGUCAGCUUCAUCUUUAGUGAUGUCGGCUACCCAAAUAUUGCACAGACCUUCUCAACUACUUUUACAACGGUCUCUUCAACUGGUGAACGUAUUCAGCGAAGUGGACAUCCUGGCUAUCAAGUUGGUCAGCCGAUCAUGGCGGGCGUGCUGAAUGUGACCUCACAAGGAGCAACAACAGAUGAGAGAAUAUUGCUACAACAAGCAAGAGGUCAACAGCUAGCUUUGAUUCGGGGGUCUGUCAGUGGGGACUGCCUAAUGGAUCUAGGACAGUUGAGAGAACCUGUGCUAUUUGGUCAGGAUAUGCGCACUGGUUGCUUCAUACAAGUAAAUGAAACUUCAGAAGCAGAAGUUUGCAAGAUGCUGCAGCAACUUAUUAUUCGUGUAAUCGAAGGCUACAGUGCACCAGCAUAUGAUGCCACAUUGAAUGUUUAUCUCAAGAAUAAUCUCUAUGUGGCCAUGUUUGGUGACUCUGAUGUUCAGCGUACAGGAGACUGGGUUGAAGUUCUUUUCAAGAACAGGCCUUCUUCUCCUUCGCAGACUGUGGGUGCUCAGUGUGAUUUAUCUCUUGGUGCAAACCUACAAAUCCUGUAUGCCAAUGUGGGCUCCCUUCCUAAUCCUCAAGCCAAAAUUAUUGGUGUGGCAUAUGUUUAUGAUGAACCGCAGGUGGUCAGAUAUAAGUGCUCAGGCUCCUUCUGCCAGCCAGGAUCAAGUAUGUCUCAGAAAGUAGAAAUUAGCAGCUCAGUGACUUUCAUUGAUGUCUCCCAGCUCCCAGUGGCUGUAGAGGGAGUAUAUCCAACAACAGCGGCACGACUGCCCUACGAUUUCUUUUACCCGUUUCUCAGUGAUGCCCCAAGAAGCCUUCAUGCAGGCCACCUGUGUUGGUUCUUGUGUUUAUUAUGUGUGUUAAACAUGCUGAGACAUUGA